Caenorhabditis remanei is the source of this 786-nucleotide messenger RNA. RefSeq lists its product as uncharacterized. Lineage: Eukaryota; Metazoa; Nematoda; Chromadorea; Rhabditida; Rhabditidae. The coding region runs from base 1 to 786 and encodes 261 amino acids. The transcript has a single exon. The record is from RefSeq and is a predicted model, not a curated record.
AUGCUGAAACACGGCCCCCCUAGCCUUAAAAGGGCUCUCACGGAUUCUGAUAUUAUCGACGGUUAUGUUGCCUACGAAGACUACAGGAAGCUUUACGAUCAUGUCGUGAAACUGACCCACCAAAUCAAUGAACUUCAAUCUAGCCUGAUGGAAUCCGCGUCCGCCAAAGUCAGCGAAAGGCUGACCGACACUUGUCCUAUCCUUCCAGACCCAUUUCCUAUCGGACAGCCGGUUAGUUUAAUUGUUCGCGACGAUGUCUUCACUGAUCCCUCCACGAAUACCAAAUCCUACGCUAACGCUGCUUCGAAUGGUUUGGCUAAGCCUAUCGAUACACUUUCUAUUGCUAAAGAGGCCGCUAAAAUCAUGGACAAGGCCACUCGGGCCGUUGUCGAGAGGAUGCCAGAUAAUAAAGAAGACCCUGAUCAAGAGAAGUUGGACCUGGUUUUUUUCACUAAAUUCAGUACCACUCACGGACUGCCGGUGCCUUCCGAAGCUCAUCGUCACUUUUCAAAUACCGCCUGUCGCCCACUGAAACUCCAGUUCGCUAACAACGCCGAGCGUGACAAAUUUCUUCAUGGUUUCUACAAAGUUAAAAACUCCGACCCGUCUCUCUCGUCCAUCCAGAAUCGCCCACGAGCUCGGAGAGAUCUCACUAAGGAGGAGCUGAAAAGACUUUACGAAUCGAGAAAGUUCGUAUACGAUAACAAUCUGAAGGAAAAGUCUUCCAAGUAUAUCAUGGUGGAUAUCGACUACAAGCUGAACCGUAACCCUCGCCCUUUUAUCUAG